AUGGCGUUUCUGAAGUUCUCGACUCUUGCUCUCCUGGCUCUCCGUGUCGCCUCGGUCUUCGCGCAAGUUGACCCAGAUGACUUGACCACCUCCGCCCAAGCUCCCGAGCUCAAGGUUGACGUUACUACGACAUUCCCCGACUCGGACAUCUUCGGCGUGAAGCUUGUCAAUGGCCGCGCUACCAAGGCCGUUGUCGAGGUGAAGAACCUCGAUGACGAGCCUGUCACCGUUGCCUUCAUUGGAGGGAUGCUGUCGACCACUCAGCCCUUGCCCGAAGAUGCCCCGACCAUGGCUGGCGUCCUCCGCAAUCUGUCCGCUGUGAGCUACGAUAUCAGCAUCCCUGCUGGAGAGUCUCAGAACCUUCCCUUCCAGUUCCUUCUCGACAUGCAGCCUCAGGAUGUCAAGCUUGAUCUUCUCGCUGUUAUCAGCAAUGGCAAGGGCCAGGUCUUCCAGAUCCAAGCCCACAGCGGCACCGCCAGCAUCGUUGAGCCUCCUACCAGCAUCUUCGACCCCCAAAUCAUCUUCCUCUACCUCUUCCUGACUGGUCUCUUCGGAGCUACCUUGUACUUCGUUUAUAAGACGUGGAUCGAGGCUCUCUUCCCUCAGGCCAAGCGCACCAAGAGCACCAAGACUAAGAAGGUCGUGGAGGUCUCCGAGCCCCUCUCAGGCUCCGAGUCCACUGGCGUCACAACCGGCGCCUCCAAGGACUACGACGAGGCCUGGAUCCCUGACCACCACAUCAACCGCCCUGUCGCCAAGCGCGUCAAGAGCAGCGCCAGCGCCAAGUCCAAGACCAGGGUCGUCGAGUAG
Phaeoacremonium minimum UCRPA7 is the source of this 810-nucleotide messenger RNA. RefSeq names its product putative signal sequence receptor alpha chain protein. NCBI's taxonomy places the organism in Eukaryota, Fungi, Ascomycota, Sordariomycetes, Togniniales, Togniniaceae. Bases 1 to 810 code for a protein of 269 amino acids. Gene Ontology annotation, cellular component: endoplasmic reticulum; endoplasmic reticulum membrane. The transcript has 3 exons. The record is from RefSeq and is a predicted model, not a curated record.